AUGUUCCGCAUGCAACCUCUGUACGGCGCAAUCGAUUUCGAUGCGGGACUAUCUACGUUACUUCACCACUACCAAGCUGAGACUGUGCAGAUCCUACUGAGUUUCUUGCGUCUCAACGUUGCAGUCGUGCCGCUACCCAACAAACACUGCGCCACGUCCCAUGAUUAUGAAAAAAGAAACCGCGAGUCAACAAAACUUGUUUUUCAUUCGCUAGUUCAGCUAAGCCAACUGGAUUGCAUACAGAAAAGAGAGCUGUUCGGUGUUAAGGCAAGCUAUCGUACAAGUACCAAGAAUGCCAGACCGUCUAGUUUCCAAUCUCGCGUUGGUGCUACAACUGGCGUUGGAGGAGUUUGCGACGAACUAGAAUCUCUUUCUAAAGAGUCUUUGAUCGCUCUGAUUCGCCAACACCGAGCAUACAUCGAGCGCUUGGAAGAAUUGCCUCCAUCAUUGACCCCGAAGCCAACCACAACAAAGCCAUCAUUCGGUGAUCCAAAAGGAUAUUUCCAGAUAUUUGGCCUCGAUCCUAUAACUCCAGAGAACAUCGAUGAGAUCUUGGCCCCCUAUUAUCGUGCCUUAGCAUUAAAAUGGCACCCGGACAAAAAUGGCGAUGACCCUGAGAAAACGCAGAAGUUUAAGAAGCUCCAGACCGCAUAUGAGGUACUUUCAGAUCCUGAACAACGCAAUCGCUACUUGAAUUCUGGCCUUUUCUAA
This is a messenger RNA of Fusarium odoratissimum NRRL 54006, 711 nucleotides long. RefSeq lists its product as uncharacterized. The transcript has a single exon. The record is from RefSeq and is a predicted model, not a curated record. Bases 1 to 711 code for a protein of 236 amino acids. NCBI's taxonomy places the organism in Eukaryota, Fungi, Ascomycota, Sordariomycetes, Hypocreales, Nectriaceae.